AUGCCCCCGGGAGGCCCGGCCUGUAUAACAUGCCGUGAAAAAUGUCGUAAAUGCGACCGCACAAAACCCGUUUGUCAAAGAUGUGUCACCAAAGGCCUUGAGUGCAAAGGAUACCCGGAAAGAUUCCGCUUUGCGGGGAUAGCAACCCGGGGCAAGUGGAAGAACCGCGCGGUCCCUACGGUGAGCCGUGGCCAUGCUGUCCCGACUCAGCUAGACAUCGGAACUGAUCAUCCGGAUCCAAGCCAUCAAGAUUCUGAUCAGCAGGAUCCAAGUGCUUUGACCUCAAGCGAGGAUCAAAAUGUUGGACCUCUGCCAAUUAUCGAACAUUUCUGGCCACAGCCAGAAGGGCGAACCGUGGAGUUGGACGAUUUAUUAAUGCUCGAACGGACGGAACAGUUGUUGACACAUUAUGACAAGAUUGUAUGUCCACAUCAAAUCGCGCUUCCAGCAGCCGGCGCGGACAACCCCUACCAAGUGCUAGACAUCAUCCGUUCACUUGCAGAUCCACAAAGGCUAUGUUUCUCCCAGGAGCUUCGUGACGCUGUUGCCACUUUGAGCGACUUGAAAUUCGAGCGAGUCAAUGGCUGUCCACGCGACAUGUUCCUGGUCAUGGGAAAAGUCAUAGAAUACGCCAAGGCACAUGCCACGGGCAAGAUAGGAACGCCAGAAUUCGAGCGACUCCUCAAUCUUUGCCGGAAUGAGUUCUACUCAUGGCGUUUGAAGACUGACAGAUAUCCAAACGAUGAUCACCGCUGGUCUGCAGUUGCCGAGGCAUUCCGUCACGCAUGCAUACUGCAUACAUCUCGCUUGUUGGAUGUCACUCAACCGGCCGAAGCGCCGAUAAUACAAAACUCCGUGGCAGCGAUUUUGGACUCCUUGGCGAAAAUUCCCGCAGACUGUCAUCUGAUCGAGUUGGUGGUCAUGCCACUUUUUAUGGCUGGGGCCGAUGCUUUGUCCCUGUACGCUCGGCAUUACGUCCUCCUGCGAUUCGACCAUAUCCGGGCUCAUGGUGGGGUGGGUAACCAUAUGUCGAUUUCUCUGCUCAAGUCCGUUUGGGACGGUCGAGGUAGACAGGCGAAAAAUGACAGCAGCAACAUUCCAUGGGUGUGGUUUACUCGCGACGCGGGAUCGGAGCGGCAACAUGACUAUCUUAUUAUAUAA
Penicillium concentricum is the source of this 1161-nucleotide messenger RNA. Its product is annotated as Zn(II)2Cys6 transcription factor. Gene Ontology annotation, biological process: positive regulation of transcription by RNA polymerase II. Gene Ontology annotation, molecular function: transcription cis-regulatory region binding; DNA-binding transcription factor activity, RNA polymerase II-specific; zinc ion binding. The transcript is spliced from 5 exons. The record is from RefSeq and is a predicted model, not a curated record. Gene Ontology annotation, cellular component: nucleus. Bases 1 to 1161 code for a protein of 386 amino acids. NCBI's taxonomy places the organism in Eukaryota, Fungi, Ascomycota, Eurotiomycetes, Eurotiales, Aspergillaceae.